Neltuma alba is the source of this 2238-nucleotide messenger RNA. RefSeq names its product scarecrow-like protein 21. The transcript has 2 exons. The coding region runs from base 219 to 1973 and encodes 584 amino acids. NCBI's taxonomy places the organism in Eukaryota, Viridiplantae, Streptophyta, Magnoliopsida, Fabales, Fabaceae. The record is from RefSeq and is a predicted model, not a curated record.
GCUCUCCCCUCCAAGUCAUAGUCAUAUUCUAAGCAAAAGCACUCCCGCUUUCUUCUUCUUCUUCCUGUUGAAUUCCACUCACCUUUCAGGUUUAUCUUCUAUUUUAUUCAAAGAGGUUUUUGGGUUGAAGUGCGAGGCCGAUACUUCUCUGAUUUUGCUGCUGAUCUGCCCUGCUAAGUUCUCUUUUCGCACAAGAAGGCUGAUGCCUUAAUCCUAGUAUGGACUUGCAGCAGCUGUUCAGUUUUGGCGUGAGUGGGCCAGGCCUUCCAUACACGCCAUCAUAUUCCACUAUCCCUUCACUGCCUACAAAGUUUCUUGGAUCCUUGAAAUUUGACACAGGAAACUCACCUAAUUCACCCUUUUCUACUCAAUUUGAUUCUGAUUCUCUCUCUACAUUGAGCGACGGCCAGGAGCAGCACGGCUCUGGGGAGAUUCUUUCUGGUUUCAACCCUUCAUAUAACUCUUCUUUGGAAACUCAUUAUUGCUUAAACAGGUCAAUCUCGCCUGUGGACUGUCUUCAGGACAGUCUGCAUCCAUAUUUUGCCAGGAGUUCUGCGCAGGAUGCAAGUUCUAGCCAAAAGAUCAGGCACGCUUUGCUGGAGUUAGAGUCUGCUUUGAUGGCCCCUGAUGAAGGUGAUGUAGUUGCCACAUCAAAUACUUCUUUGAGCGGGAAUAGCAGGCCUACAAUUUCUGGCCAAAGAUAUGGGUGUUGGAGCCAGGAGCACCAAGGAUCGCAUUACGCUCAAAGCCAGCCAUCUUUUUACUCCGCCAUUGGGCAGUCAAAUGAAGUUGAACACGUAGAGAAGCGUCACAAACUUACGGAGGAAGCAUGUCUCCAGGGUUUCCCACCCAGCAAUUUAAAAGAAUUGUUAAUUGCUUGCGCAAAAGCCCUCUCUGAAAGCAACAUGGAAGUUUUUGAUGACUUGAUUGAGAAGGCUAGAAGUGUUGUGUCCAUCUGUGGCGAGCCAAUCCAGCGGCUUGGUGCCUAUAUGGUAGAAGGGCUUGUUGCUCGGAAGGAGGCAUCAGGAAAUAGCAUAUAUCAUGCCCUGAGGUGCCGCGAACCUGAAGGCAAAGACCUGCUCUCGUACAUGCACAUGCUGUAUGAGAUUUGCCCGUACUUCAAAUUUGGUUACAUGGCUGCCAACGGAGCCAUCGCUGAAGCUUGCAGAAAUGAGGACCGCAUUCACAUCAUAGAUUUCCAGAUUGCCCAGGGAGUUCAGUGGGAGACACUCCUUCAAGCUCUUGCUGCAAGGCCUGGUGGGGCACCCCACGUCCGGAUCACCGGAAUCGAUGAUCCCGUUUCUCGAUAUGCACGUGGUGACGGCCUAGAUGCAGUUGGGAAAAAAUUGACCGCAAUAUCGGAUAGAUUUGGUAUCCCAGUUGAGUUUCACGGGGUGCCUGUGUUUACUCCAGAAGUUACAAGGGACAUGCUUGAUGUAAGGCCAGGAGAGGCUUUGGCUGUGAACUUCCCCCUGCAUCUGCAUCACACAACUGAUGAGAGUGUUGAUGUGAACAACCCGAGGGACGAACUGCUGAGAAUGGUGAAGUCACUUGGUCCCAAGGUGGUCACAUUGGUGGAACAGGAAUCCAACACAAACACAACGCCAUUCUACAACAGGUUCUUAGAAACACUGGACUACUAUUUGGCCAUGUUCGAGUCAAUUGAUGUCACGCUGCCGAGAAAUAGCAAGGAGCGGAUUAACGUGGAGCAGCAUUGCUUGGCGAGGGACAUUGUGAACGUCAUUGCGUGUGAAGGGAAGGACAGGAUAGAGCGACACGAGCUGUUGGGAAAGUGGAAGUCAAGGCUGACAAUGGCGGGAUUCCGACAGUAUCCAUUGAGCUCUUACGUGAAUUCUGUGAUCAGAAGCCUACUUAGGUACUAUUCAGAGCAUUAUACGCUAGUGGAGAAGGAUGGGGCUAUGCUGUUGGGUUGGAAACACAGAAAUUUGAUAUCAGCCUCAGCCUGGCAUUGAUGGACUGAAGAAGUCGAUGGCAGUAGCAUUGGUUAAAUAUUUCGCUGACUGAAGUUUGUGCUGAAUACGAUGUAUGUUUGAUCACUGUAUUUAGGUUUCUGUUCCUUAGAUUUGUUCAUUGAGAGUAUAUUUGCUAGUAGCUCUGUGUACUGAUUCUUUUAUGAAAUUUUUAGCAACGUAGGCUGGUUUGGUCUCCAAGAUGAUGAUAAUAAAAACGUAUUUUUCUCUAUAAACACUAGUAGAAAGUUAACGAUGUUGUUUAAAA